AUGGAGGCGGCGAGCCGAGCCGGGGCCGAGAUGAGCCUGGCGGCGCUGAGGCGCCACGACCCCUACAUCACCAGCAUCGCCGACCUCACGGGCCAGGUCGCACUCUACACCUUCAGCCCCGAGGCCAACCAGUGGGAGAAAACUGACAUAGAAGGGACCUUAUUUGUAUAUAGAAGGUCAGCUUCGCCUUUCCACGGUUUCACGAUCGUGAAUCGGCUGAAUAUGACGAACCUCGUGGAACCCGUGAACAAAGAUUUGGAAUUCCAGCUCCACGAGCCAUUUCUUCUCUACAGAAAUGCCAGCCUGUCAAUUUACAGUAUCUGGUUUUAUGACAAGAAUGACUGUCACCGCAUAGCCAAACUCAUGGCCAAAGUGGUGGAGCAGGAAACCCAAAGGUGCCAGCAGGCUGCUAGUGACAGGCAGAGCCCCAGCCGAGCCAAUGGACACCGGGAAAAGAGACCCAUGGACAUCCUGGAGAUGCUGAGUAAAGCCAAGGACGAGUAUGAGCGUAAUCAAAUUACAGACUCAACCAUCUCAAGCCCUGGGUUACAACCAAGUGCUCGGCUCACAAACCCUGGCAGUGCUGAGGAGACAUCGGAAGAGACAUCCCCGGGAUUACAAACACAGGAGAAGCCUGCUCCAUCGGGACACAAGCACCUCACAGUGGAAGAAUUAUUCGGAACCUCGUUGCCAAAGGAACAGCCAACAAUCGUAUAUCCCAAUUCGGAAGGAGCCGAGAAGUUGCCAGCUGACGCCUCCCCCAAAGAGUAUGACUUAUUCUCGCCAUUUUCUUUUGAGUCAUCAAGAGGAGCACAUCAGCCAGAGAAUCCCCUCGUCCAGCCCAGCAGCCCCAGCGUGGGGCAGCAGGAGGCUCCCGCCCCCCUGGCCCCACCUGACAGGAAGAGCUCGUCCAACUGCACAGUCCCCAGGAGCCCCAUAGUGAAGGCAGCUCCAGCAGCUGAGGCCACCAGCUCCCCGACCGUGAAGAAGGCUCCCCAGCAGCGGUCUUCUCUUCUCACCCAGCCAGCGCCUGAAGUGAGACACAAGGCCCGGAAUCUGAUUGCUGCCCAGAGCCACUUAGUGGCCCCGCUGAGUGGGACGGGCCCAGGAGGCACUUCAGGCGCCAGCCUUCUGCACAAGCUCCAGCUGACCCCGCAGCCGGCGGCGCUCCCCAAGAACCCCAUCGCACCCCACUUUGCCUCGUCGGCGAGCCAGCUCGCAACCCCUGAGAGCUUCAGAGAGCCUCACGCCAGAAGAAGAGGGGCCACAGCCACGCUCGGCGUUGCUGGGAGGCCUUCCCUGAAGGUUUCCUCGCCCAAAUUCAUUACGUCAACGACGUCGGCGUCUUCUUCCGUCCUUUUGUCGCCCAGUGUUUUCCAGCAGUCCGUGACAAAACCCCCAGAGCUAGAGAAGAAAGCCAGUCCCCCUUCUCGAUCAGGCGGGGCCUCAGAACAUCCAACAAAACCUCCUUUGGUUCUCAGCCGGUCUCAGCUCCAGGACACAUUAAUACAUCUAAUCAAGAAUGAUGCCAGCUUUCUCAGCACACUUCACGAAGUCUAUUUGCAAGUCCUGACCAAGAACAUAAAUAACCUGCAGCUCUAGUGACCUGAGCUAAAGCCACCGGGCACUCUGUGUGAGGGGGUGGAUGUCUGCUCAGUAACAAAUACGCCUCAUUAAUGGAACUGGUAUGAGAGGUUUCAUUUUUAAAGAAACAAUGCUUAGUCUGGAAAGUCCUGAAAUUGAGCCUAUGAGAGAGAGAAAGAGAGAGACUUGUUCUUAAAGAAUGUUUUAAGGUUAUAUUCUCAGAAAUGAUGGAGAUUUCACUGUGAAGCAUCACCAGCAACCCUUUAUUGUAGUGGGAAAAAAAAGACCAUUUAUGAAAAAUUGCAUGGGCCUUGUCAUCAGCGUCAAGCAUGUGUGGUCCACCAGGAUGGAGAUGUGUGACCUCCCCCAGUUCAGAAGACACACGGGGCAGGGAGUGGAACUGGGAAGUGAAGUGCUCAUCCCAGGGACCUCAUGCAGUGCUCCACCUUGCAAAGAUCAUUUGCUUCCAAAAGGGAGCCGCCUUUAGCCCCCUCGUCCUGAGAUUUGACCUACCAGUGAAAUUCGGAUAAGAUGGAAAUUUUGUAACGCAGAAUGGUUUCCAGUUUGUCUGUCCCACCUAAGCUGAAGACGUAUUUAUGACUCUUGUUCAACUGCAGGUUAUGGGAUAAGAAUGGUGUCACUGGGCCUUAAGGUCCUGAAGUUUCAUGGUAAAAAUUUAUUAUUUUUUAAUUGUUGUCCUAAUACUGACCAGACCAUAACGAAUCUGGCUGCUGGUGUGAGAAUUACCUUUUCUUUUUCAUAUUUUACUUAAUUGGCCAAUUGGCAAAGCCAAAAUCCUGUUAGACUUAAAAACAUUUUUUAACUGCCAGGUGGUUUUAAAGGAGAUAUCAAGUUUCUUUUUAUACAUGAAAACUACUACUAAGUGUAUGUAACCUCAUUGUCCUUUUCUAUCUAAGCAUGAGUUCACAACAAUUUAGAUCCCUCUUCUUAACUGUAAGGAAAAAACCAACCAUUGGACCAAUACAACAUGACCCCUGGGGUCCGACUGUUCCUCACACCUUUGACUUAAUAGGAAUAAAGCUAUGCAGGAAAGGGAACAGGGACACGCCCAUCGCUUCAUCUCUAGCGGAUGAAUGAAGUUCUGAGCUUGGCCGCUGGACUUGCUGCACCCGUGGGUGCCCUCCAGCCCAGGUAUCAGGAUGACAUAUAAAGGCACCUUGGUUGCUGCUCUCACUCCUUCGUGUGCUUUGUGUCUCUUCCCAUAGGGCAUGUGACCUUUUAAUGUAGAUUCCCAUUUCUUUCAGCAAUAGUCAUUUUACAGUCGCCUUUGAAAUCAAAGUGUCUUGGUUUACACGAGACGGUUCUUUUGUCGUUUGUAACCACGUAAGAUGCCCGGCUCACUUUUCCGAGCACUGUCCUAGUGACUCUAGGGUGAGAAGCCCACCUGGUUCCGGCCGCCGUCCUGAAGACACGCUGUGGGUAACGCUGACAAACGGGAUUGUUCUUAGGAACGAGCUUGUGAGCUUUCGAGGCAACUCAGUCAUCGAUUUUUCUGGCGGAGUUUUCUGUAGGUGACACAUAUUAAGUAUAUUAAAUAACUUUAGCUUGGCCUUCGUUUCUCUGCAUGAAAGGACUUGGUUUUAUUGGCUUUGCUUUAUUUAAUGAGCUUCCGGCUUUGUCUGUCCUAGCUUCUGAGUCUUGCUGAUGACCCUGGGCUGAAUUCAGGGAGGGAGGCAAGGGAGAGUGCCCACUCUCACAGUACUUUGCCUUCCAAGAUAGUGUAUACAUUUGACAACCAAAAAUAAAUGAUUUGGGUCAGCCAAGAAAAAGAGAACAAGAGAGCAAGUCUCAGGAUCCCCGGGUCUGGUCCAGCAGAAUGGGGUGCUUUGGUAAGUUGGGGGAUGAGGGUCUGAUCACAGUACAACCUGUGUCGUACUAUCGGACUGAUCAGCAAGCGGCUAGCGAUUUGUAACAGGCCUAAAAUAAAAUGGGAUUUGGAGCCCGUUGGAAAGGCAGAGAGAAAUCUCUGGAGAGAACAUCUCUGACAAGUUUCUGUGAUUUGUUCCAUACACUUACAUCUUUUAAAUAGCUAAUCCAAGGAAACCAGGUUUCCUUCGUGUGAAACAUUAAAAUUUUAAGUGCCCAAGUUGUGGAGAUUUUAAAAAGAUGAUUUAGUUUUAACCUCUAUAAUUACAUAUUAGAAUUAUUUAUAACACAUAAGCCAGGUCUACACUGCCAUACUUCCUGAGGUAAUUCAGGCAGGAGUCUCUGGAUAGGGCAGGCCAACCUCUCUGGGUAGUGGCUGUUGGUCGACCCUGCUCAAAAGCUGCAGCUCAGUCGCCUUAUUACUUCCUCCUCCUGAACUGUCCAGAACCUCGUACCGGCUUGGAUCGCCCGUUUCCAUUUUCAGCAGUGUCUGGGAUAAAUCCUCACAGGUUUAAAACCGAAGAUUGAACUGAACGCUCCGAAGGCAAGUCUCACUCAGCCAUGUCAUCCUGGUCGAGCAGCUGCUGAGCUAGGGUCCGAGGUGUGUCCUGCUGUCUUGCCUUCUCCGGUGCAGUCACCUCCCCAGACCGAUCACUCCCCUUUCCAGGGCAUCUCCAACGAGCUUUGAGAACAAGAAAGCCUCCUUGGCCUUCGGGACAGACUCCCUGCCACACGGAGGGCUUCCCAGAGACUCAUUACCAUCGUCAACAGGGAUGUAUUGUUUUCACUAAAAGGAGCUGAUUCGGAUUUUACUUAUUCUAAGAAUGCAGAAGCCAAGUUAGAAAGAGUUCUUUCCAAACAAAUUCUGUCUACCCAAGCACUUCAUGUUCUUCUCUCCAGUGAUAUUUUUUAAAAAAGAAAGCAAGCCCCAUUCAUCUUUCUAUCAAAAAGCUCUUUUUAAACCUGCUGCUUUAUUUUUCUUUUCCCUAAAGACCCUAGUCCUGAUUUUUUUCUUUUUUCAUUUUACCUGCUGCAGAUAGUGGCUUCUGUUCUGCAGCUCACAGGGAAGUGGGAGAGAUGCAGGGGGCCUAAGGAAAUAAAAGCCACCCACGAGAAGGGGACAUUGGGAAAAGCUUUAGAACAGGGCCGGGGAAGCAGCUUACAGCCUGAUUCAGAUUGUUUCACUGAACAAAGAAUGAAUAAUUGUCUUCUUGCACAUUUGCUGCUGAGCAAACAUUUGCUUUGUGUUGAUAUUUUAUUAUUCAAGGUUCCUUUGUGAAACCAAUAAUGCCGUUUGGAUUAACAUAUUUAAAUAUUAAGGAAAGGUGACCGGCUUCAGACCUGGGGCCCAGAUCCUGGCCUGAUUUGUUUUUCCGCUUAAUUUAGGAAAAAUGUGUGCAAUAUAUUUCACCUCCAGUUUGUGUUUGACGUCAUCAAAGCUGUUAAGAUGCGUUAUUCAUUUUUAAGUGAGGCAAUGGCGUUUUCUUUUGGUCAUUCUAUUUGAUUGGAAAUGGUUUCUGUUUUUUGUGUGUUACUGUUUAAUCUCUACUUCCCAUUCUUACGACGUGCUGUUCCACACAUCAAGCGUUCACGAACGUGACCUGUGUGCUUCCCUUCUUAGGAAGUGGACGUAAGAAUCUCUGGAAAUAGGUCUUUUCUUUUCAACAUCAAUACUGCAUCACUAACUUUUUUUAUUAUAUAAAUUUUCUACCAUCCAUGUGUGUUCGCAAAUAUUAAGUUAUUACAUGUUUUAAACUGAGCGUUUUUCAUCCUAAAUUUUGUAUGUUUGCGAGUAUAUUUUUUUAAUAAAAUUUCAAAACAAAGUUUUC
Messenger RNA from Vombatus ursinus (common wombat), 5300 nucleotides. It is a transcript of the gene DCP1A, whose product is annotated as decapping mRNA 1A. NCBI's taxonomy places the organism in Eukaryota, Metazoa, Chordata, Mammalia, Diprotodontia, Vombatidae. The record is from RefSeq and is a predicted model, not a curated record. The transcript is spliced from 9 exons. Gene Ontology annotation, biological process: deadenylation-dependent decapping of nuclear-transcribed mRNA; positive regulation of catalytic activity; deadenylation-independent decapping of nuclear-transcribed mRNA. The coding region runs from base 1 to 1602 and encodes 533 amino acids. Gene Ontology annotation, molecular function: enzyme activator activity; mRNA binding. Gene Ontology annotation, cellular component: P-body.